Symbiodinium sp. CCMP2456 is the source of this 1230-nucleotide messenger RNA. The record is from the annotation of a GenBank genome assembly. NCBI's taxonomy places the organism in Eukaryota, Dinophyceae, Suessiales, Symbiodiniaceae.
AUGGCGGGCGAAAGCCACGAGCUUGAAGAGCUCCGCGCGAGGGAGCUGGAACGGGCCAGGGAUCUCUUCGAGCAGGCAGUGGAGAAGGUGCCAUCAAAGUUUGCGAGGAGGCUGCACAUGCUCUAUGCCAAACUUGAAGAGGAGCACGGUCUGGCGAGGCAUGCUCUGUCCAUCUACAAUCGGGCGACAAAAGCAGUAGAGGAGAAGGACAUGUUCGAGAUGUACGGCAUUUUGCUGCGAAAGACGGCUGAGUUGUUUGGUCAGACUCGCACGCGGGAGAUUUAUGAUCAAGCGAUCGAGGCCCUGCCGCAGGAUCGUAUCAAGGAUGCCUGCAUGCGCUAUGCUAAGAUGGAAACCAUGCUUGGUGAGGUGGACAGAGCGCGCGCCAUCUAUGUGCAUGCGUCCCAAUUCUGCGAUCCGCGACGGGAAGAAGAGUUCUGGAAAGUUUGGCGCGGUUUCGAAGUUCAACAUGGAAAUGAAGACACGUUCCGUGACAUGCUCCGAAUCAAGCGCAGUGUUCAAGCUAUGUUCUCUCAGGUUCAUUUCAAUGCUACCGACAUUGCUGCCGAAACAGGGCGUGAAGUCCUCGAUCCGAUGGCAGCAGCCGAGGAGGAGAUGAAAACUGAGGAAGAAAGAAAGCGAAAGGGCGGCGCUUUGGGCAUUGAUGCGAAGCGGCAAAGAGUCACGGCUGAUGCUGAGACGGCGCGGAAGGAGCUACUGGGCAAUUUCGAGCCCGCAGAAGGCUUUGAGGGGCCGCGGGAUGGCUUCAUCUUCAAGCUUGGCAUCAAAGGCCUGGGUUACUACGAGGAUUCCUCUUUGCGAGAAAUCGAAGCAAGAUCAGCUGCUGCAGCUGCAGCUGAGCGCAAGGCGCUGGCUGCUGAGCGGAAGGCUACAGAAGCCAACCCAGAGGAGAUCGAGCUGGAUUUGGACGAUGACGAGGAUGAAGAUGCUGCUCCAGAGGCUGCACCGUCUGGACCUGCUGCCCCAAUGGCCAGCAAUGCGGAGGAGAUUGAGCUCAAUGUUGAAGACAUUGAUGAAGCUCCGAUAGCUCCAGAGGUCUUCGGAAGCGGACUCUCCAGCCUGCGUGCGAGUAUGCCGGAGGAGCCCGUGCAAGAGCCGCCCCUUGCAGAGCCAGCCCCGAAGGAAGAGAAGAGAUCGGGAGCACUGGCGAAAUUCCAGAAGAAGGGCAAAGGAAAAGGUGGCAAGAAGGGCUUCAACUUCGGGGACUAG